Molecule: messenger RNA, 863 nt
Organism: Bursaphelenchus xylophilus (pine wood nematode)
Lineage: Eukaryota; Metazoa; Nematoda; Chromadorea; Rhabditida; Aphelenchoididae
Source: the annotation of a GenBank genome assembly
AUGCGGUCAUUAUUCCUUUUGGUUUCGUUUGUUGUACCCUUGGGGCAUGGAUUUUUUGGGAUUUUUAAUUUUCAAAAAGAGGAAAAGCCAGUGGAUUGUAAGUUUCCAAAAUUCGAAAUUUUUGGUUCUCUAGUGUAACAUAGAAAAAGCAUUUUGUUUCAAAAAAAAUAAUUUUGUUUAUCCAGACAUGGAAUUGAUGAAAGAAUACGAUGGGAAUGUGGAUCAUAAUGACAUGAAUCUGGCCGUCUUGGCAGGCAACCGAACCUGGAAAGAGAAUCGAGACACCACUUAUGCCAAGUUAUUCUACCAUGUCUACAAACAAAAGGACUCUGUUAAAGCUCCCUAUGAUCGAGAUGUUUAUUUGAAUUCAAUGAGGACUUUGAGGAAGAUUGCGCCGUUCCUGAGAGAGGUAGAACUGGACGGAACUGAUCUCUAUGACGUCACUGGACUUCAGGAAUUUGAGGUAAAAUACUUGUGGGGGAGAUAAAAAAUCUUUUUUAAUGGUUUAUGGCCAACACUCUUAUUAACUCUUUUUUAAUUCAAAAAAAGUUACUCAAGUUUUUUAGAUUCUCCGAGCAAUCCGUCAAAACUACACCGACAUUCUCCGCGAAGUCUAUACUAUCGUAUAUGCCGCGCAAACGGCCGGAUACAUAGUCCACAAGGCGAGGGGCUCUUUCUUUUUCAAGACCAAUGAUUGCACUUCUUUUAAUUCCACUCGAUUAUGCCGAGAUCACGUUGGAAUUCUGGCUCAAGCCCUCGGGGGAUUGAAUGCGUCGAUCUCACAGAAUGGUGCCAUAAUCAGACACAAGGUUUACAACGUUCCCUUCGAAUACGAAACCUCGUAUAUUUACAAUCUAGUGUAA